AUGCUCGUAAGAAUUGACUAUUCAAAUGAUAGCUUGCAGGCCAGUUGGGAUGAAGCCAAGGUCACCUGUGAGACAACAAUCGGAAGGCUGGCUGUUCUCCCGAGUGCUGAUGACGCUGAAAAUCUCAUCGAUGAGAUCAAAGCCAUCAGCACACCAUAUUCAUUAGAAUAUGACCGUUCUGUCAAAAUGUACGAAUUUGGGAUGGAUCGCCGGUAUUGGAUAGGCCUGUCAGACCAGGAGGAGGAGAGCAAUUGGGUGUGGGUGGAUAAUCAGGGGAAAUUGGGCUAUGAUUUUUGGUACCCCAACCAGCCGGACCACAUAAUUUCAAAAAAUCCAGAACACUGCAAAACGGAUACAAAAAUUGCACUGGACGAAUCUCCCAUCACGACGACAUCAUCUCCAAAACCGAAAGGCAGAUCAAUGUCAAAAUCUAAAAAGAAACACGAGGCUAAUGGACACAGAAAAACUGCAAAGGAGUCGCAAAGCAAGAAUACCCAUUCUCAUAAAAAUAAACACAAGAAAAAAACUACUACAGUUAAACCAAAGAAAAAAAAUAAGAAGACAACAACUAGAAAAGCACCAAAGAAAAAGACGAAGAAAAAGAACAUCCCCAAGAAGAAGAAGCAUCAUAUUAAGACUACUCAUGCUCCUGAAACUAAAAAACCUAAAAAGAAACAUGAGACAAAAACUACUACUCGAAAAACAACGACUACAGCCGUACCAAUAAAAAUUCGUCAUAAGACUGUUACACGAAAAUCAUCGCCAAGACCUUCUACAACUGUCAAACCUUUAAAAACGCUUCGUACUUCUACCCACAGAUCAACUACCUCUCAUUCCACAACAACAACAACACGUCGAACGACACCGCAACCCUCACAAAGUACAACGUUAUUAGCCCACUUUGCAAAUCCGGAAACUUUCACGGUUCCUGGAGAGGCUGCUAUAAUGGCAGAUAUGAUAAAUGAAAUGCAAAUACUACCCGAGAAAAAUAAGAAUGAGCUCCUUAAUUUUUUGAAGGAUGAUUCUGACAUUAGCAAUGCUUCUAUACCAUCUGCUUCGAUUAAGAGCACAAUUUCGACGACGACAUCGAAACCUCCGAGUCACACCACAAUAAUGUCCCCACUUUUGAUAUCCACCACCACGACCUCACCUGCGACGACAACCACUUUAAUAAUUCACCAGACAGCAACUCCCAAGCCAAUCGACGGAAUUGAGCAUGUCACCGUUCCAGGAGAAGAUGUAAUCAUGAAAGAUUUGAUGAAGGAAAUUAAAGGACUUCCAGAUUCGGAGAAAAGUGAACUGGAAGCGUUUCUGAAGGACAAAAGUAGAAAGAGAAGGUAUGAAGUGUCUCCAUCAACGACGACGACGACGACAACUUCAAUUUUCAACACAACAACAGCCAAACCCAAAGGAAAACGAAAAGCCAUUGUCUCAAUAAGUUUAAAAGAGCUAUUAGAGCAACGACGUAAGCACAGGACGUUAUAG
Folsomia candida is the source of this 1485-nucleotide messenger RNA. RefSeq names its product mucin-5AC. The transcript is spliced from 2 exons. Bases 1 to 1485 code for a protein of 494 amino acids. Lineage: Eukaryota; Metazoa; Arthropoda; Collembola; Entomobryomorpha; Isotomidae. The record is from RefSeq and is a predicted model, not a curated record. Gene Ontology annotation, molecular function: signaling receptor activity.